This is a messenger RNA of Acanthamoeba castellanii str. Neff, 9915 nucleotides long. RefSeq names its product ubiquitin interaction motif domain containing protein. The transcript is spliced from 7 exons. Lineage: Eukaryota; Discosea; Longamoebia; Acanthamoebidae. Bases 1 to 9915 code for a protein of 3304 amino acids. The record is from RefSeq and is a predicted model, not a curated record.
AUGGAUCCGGAAUCGGAAGCUCCCCGGCAGCGAGGAUGGUUUAGACGCGCCUCUGGCCAGCGGAAAGUGGUGGAGGGCCUUCCGCUGCCACCGCCGACCAUGGAGGACACCUUCCCACAGGAGAACCCCGAGUCGCUGCAAAAGGCGGAGAAGAGCAAGGAAAUGGAAGCGCUGCGCGCGCUGCUCACCCAGGAGGACGAGAAGGUCAAGGAGGCCGCACGGGUCGCCGAGAAGAAGCAGCGCAAGAUGAAGCGCCGCAAGGAGGAGCUCAAGCGCGAGCUCGCCAGGGCCAAGCGCGACAGCGACGAGCGCGAGCGCGACGCCGAGCAGCAGCGCAUGGAGCUCGAGGAGAAAGCCACCCGGCUCGAGGCCGCCGUCGCCGAGCGCGACCAGCACUGGCAGCGCGAGCUCGACGGCCUCCGCGAGGAGCGCGAUCAAAUCGAAGCCCAGCGGCUCCGCAUGGAGCGUGAGGCCAAGGACGCGCGCGCCGAACACGAAGCACAGCAGCGCGAGAGCGAGCGGCUGGCGCGCGAGCUGGCGCGGGCCAAGGAGGAGCGCGCCGAGCUGGCCAAGAUCAAGCAGGGCGUCGAGGAGCAGCUGAUCAAGGUCGUGUCUGAGCAGGAGGGCUCCACCGAGGCCCACAGGGCCACCCACGACGCGCUGCAGGCGCUCGAACAGGGCAAGCAGUGCCUCGAAGCCGAGAUCAGUCACCUCAAGGCCGAGCGCGAGGAGGCCGUCGCGGAGCGCAAGGCCGUCGAGGCCGCACUCAAGGCCAAGCUCGAGCGGCGCCAGGCCAAGAUCCUGCGCCUGCGCGACGACGCCCGCGAGAAGGAAAAGGAGAAGGAGCGCAUGGCCGACGAGCUCCAGCGCGUGCGGGGCGCCAAGGAGGAGGCGCUGAGGGGCAUGGUGCAGAUGGACAACAAGAUGCGCCGGGAGCGCGACGACCGGGAGCGGGAGAUCGGCGCGCUCAGGCAGCAGAUCAACGCGCUCGAGGAGGCCAACAUCAAGCUGGACGACGAGAAGGAGGAGCUGGUCAUUGUCAUGGGCGAGAUGGAGGAGCGGCGCGGCAGGGAGGUGGCCGACCUCGCGGCCGAGAUCGAGCGGCAGCGGCAGCGACACGGGAAGCUGGAGAGGGAGAAGGGCGACGUCGAGCGCGAGCUGCUGCGUGUGCGGCGCGAGCGCGAGGAGACCAUCCGUGCGCGCGAGGAGAUGCGACACGAGCUCGAACGCGCCGAGGAGCGCGCCUACGAACUCGAGGAGCAGCUCGCCGAGGCCGUCGCCCAGCGCGAAGUCUCCUACGUGUCACCGAUCGACGACACCACCGUCGACGACACGGAGGCCGACGACCACGAUCAGGCGCAGCAGCAGGUGCAGCUGGAGGAGGGAGAGGAAACGCAAGGCGUCGCGCAGGAGCUGAAGCGGGUGAAGGCCGAGAAGGAGGCGCUCGAACAGGAGUGCCUCCGACUGCGCAAGCAGCUCAAGUCGCCGCAGCAGCCCGCCGAAGCCGCCCCCGCUGUCGUGGCCGAAACCGAGACCAAGACGGGCGACGCCGCCGCGACCGCUGCCGUCGCCGUCGAGGAGUCGCUGCUGCGACAGCAGAUCAGACAACUCGAGGCCGAGAACGCGGCGCUGAAGGCCGAGCGGGCGAAGGUGAAGAGGGAGACGGAGGAAGUGCUGCGCGCCAAUCUGGGCGUCGUGGAGAAGAUCAACGACGAGCGCGAGCAGAUGGAAGCCGAGCGCGAGCGGGCCAGGAAGGAGGUGGCCAAGGCCAAGGAGGAGCGCGAAGUGAUGAAGCGGAUGAAGGAUGAACGCGAGGAGGCGAUGCUGCGAGUCAUCGCCGAGAAGGAGCAGGUCGAGCGCGAGAAGCAAAUUUUGGCAGAGCAACUGCAGCGGGCGAGUGAGGGCCGAUCCACCGAGCAACCAGAAGUUCAGGUCGGUGAUGAGGCCAAGCUGGUGGGAGGGACGGAGCGCGAGGCGGAAGAGUUGGCUACGCUCAAGGCAGAGAGUGAGGAGCUCCAGCGGCGCUGGGCGCAGGAGCUCGAGGGCCUGCGGACUGCGCUCGCGAGCAGGGAGGCCGAGAUCGCGCGCCUUGCGGCCGAGAAACAGCAGCUCGAAGCCGAAAACGCAGCGCUGAACGAGAUGCGCCAGGCCGACCUGCAGCACAUGGACAACACCAAGGUCCAGCUGCUGCGCGACAAGGCCCAGCUCGAGCUGCAGCUCCAGGAGAGCCAGCGUGCGGUCCACGACGCCCUUAAGCUGGUCGACGCCGCGCCCAGCGGUGCGGUGGAAGGCAGCGAGCACCAGCGGCUCGUGGCGGAGAACGCGGAGCUGGUCGGGCAGAUCGAAGGCCUCAAGGCGGCGCUGGGUAAUGCCGCGUCGGCCAAGGCCGGCGUCGAGGAGGCGCUGCACGCGGCCCAGGCCGAGUUGGCCGAGCACGAGGCGGCCCGGGCAGCGAUGGCAGCUCAACUGGAAGCGCUUCAGCGACGAGCCGACGUCGCCGAGCGGAGCGCUGUCGCUGCCCAGCGGGCCACCACCACUGCCGACGUCGUGAAGGCGGAGCUCGAGGCCGCGCUGCGUCAAGCCACCGAGGCCGCCGAAGCGCUCAGGCGUGAUGUGGCACGGAUGGUCGAGCGGCGCGCGCACGACGAGGAGCGCAUCGAAAAGGGCAGGGAGGACAUCGACCGCCUGGCCAACGAGCUGGUCGAGCUGCGCAGCGAGCGGGACCAGCUCGCAGCCGCCCGCGCCGCUCAGGAGCAGGUGGUCGUGGCUCUGGCCGGUGUGCGGGUCGAGCUGGACCAGGCCCGGGCCGACGGCGCGGCCAAGCUGGCGCGGGCCGUGGAGGACAUGGAGCGCGAGCGGGCCGGGCUGCUGGCCACGCUCGACCAGCUCCGGCGCGAGAAGAAGGAGCUCGCCGAGUCCCAGCACGAGCGCGAGGCCGAGCUAGCCCGGCUUGCCGACGAAAAACAGGCGAGCGAGGAGGAACGCGCCAGGCUGCAGCGACUGCUCGACGAGGCCCGCGCGGCAGCGGCCGCAGCCGAAGGCGAGGGAGAAGCGGAGGAGAACGAGGAGGUGGCGCGCCUCCGAGCGGUGGUGGAGGAGGAGCGGAGCAGGCGGCGCGCGGUGGAGGACGAGCGGGGCGUGGCCGUGUCGCGCAUCGAGGCCUUCAAGCGCGCGCAAUCCGAACGGGACCAGGCCGAGCGCGAGCUGCGGGUGCAGCUGGACGAGCAGACCGAGGUGCAGGCCGCUCUUCGCAGCGAGGUGGCCCGACUGUCGGCCCUCGUGGCCCAGAGGGAAGAACCUGCCGUCGCCGCCGUCGAGGAGCAACAGCGAAGGGCCGGCGGCGAGCUCGAGCGAUCGCAGGAGCGGCACGAGCUGCAGGAGGAGCUCGAGCAGCACAAGGGCAUUCAGGCCUCGCUGCGGGGCGAGGUGGCGCGCCUGUCGGCCCUGGUCGAGGAGGAGCACGGCCUGCGCCGCGCCGCCGAGGAGGAACGCGACUCAGCCAUUGCCUCGGCACGCGCUGCUGCCGCCGCCGCCGCCGCUACGUCGCAAGGCGAAGUGUCGUCCGAAGCGGAGCAGGUGGAGCGACUGCGGGAGCAGUUGGCCGAGCAGACGGGCCUGCAGUCCUCGCUGCGCGACGAGGUGGCCCGGCUCUCGGCCCUGGUCGACGAGCAGCACGGCCUGUUGCGUGCAGCCGAUGACGAGAGGGACGCGGUUGCGGCGCGCGCGGCCGCCGCUUCGACCGUCGACCGACAUGCGCAGGAGGAGCGCGAGCAGCUCGAGGAGCAGGCCAACGUGCAGGCGUCGCUGCGGGACGAGGUCGCACGGCUGUCGGCCCUGGUCGACGACCACCAGCAGCGCCUGCAUGUUGCCGCCGAUGAGGCGAAGGCCGAACGCGCACGAAUUGAGCACGAUAUGCGCGAGAAGCUGGACGAGCAGGCCCACGUGCAGGCAUCGCUGCGCGACGACGCGGCCCGCCUAUCUGCGCAGGUCGAGGAGGAGCGUCAGCUGCGACAGACGGUCGAAGAGGAGUGCAACGCAGCCGUCGCUCGCGGCGAGUCGCAGGAGGAACGAGAGGUGCUGGCGCAGAGCCUGCGAGCGAGCCUCGCCGAGCAGGCCGAGGCGCGGGCGUCGCUGGAGAGCGAGGUCGCUCGCCUCACCGCCGCCCACACAGGACCGACGGAGCAGCUCGCAGCGCUGGAGACCGAAGUGGCCCGCCUGUCGGCGCUGGUCGAGGAGGAGCGGGGCAAGCGCCGAGCUGUGGAGGCCGAACGUGACGCGGUUGCCGGACGUUCGGCCGAACACGAGCGCGCACAGGCCGAGGAGCUGCGUGAGCGAUUUGACGAGCAGAAGCGCGUCGAGACAUCACUGCGGGACGAGGUGGCCCGGCUGUCGGCCCUCGUCCAUGAUCAAGAGCAGCAGCAGGUGACCGUAGCAACGGCGAACGCAGACGAAGAGGCGACAUCGCUGCGCGACAAUAUUACGCGGCUGUCGGCGCAGGUCGAGGAGCGCAAGCUGCGGCAAGCAGUCGAAGAGGAGCGCAACGCGGCCAUCGCGCGCGCCCCAGAGCUCAACGAGUCGCACGAGGAGCAUGCGCUGCUGGCACAGGGCCUGCGGGCGAGCCUCGCCGAGCAGGCCGAGGCACAAGCGUCGCUGGAGCGCGAGGUCGCUCGCCUCACUGCGCUGGCAGCCGAGCACAGCACGGAUCAGCAGCAGCUUAAGCCGUCGCUGCAAAGCGAAGUGGCGCGUCUGUCGGCGCUGGUCAAGGAGGAGCACGACAAGCGCAGAGCAGCGGAGGAGCGUGACGCCGUGGCCGAGCGCUCGGCCGAAGAGCUGCGCGAGCGGUUCGAGCAGCAGAAGAGCGUCGAGGCGGCGCUGCGGGACGAGGUCGCUCGGCUGUCGAGUGUCGUCGACGAAGAGCGGCGCCUGCGCCAAGCCGUCGAGGAGCAGCAGCAACAGCAGACCGUUGCGGCGAACGCCGACGCUCUGGAGCGCGACAAUCUCACGCGGCUGUCGGCGCAGGUCGAGGAGGAGCGCCAGCUGCGGCAGACGGUCGAAGAGGAGCGCAACGCGGCCAUCGCACGCGCCCGGGAGUUGGAAGAGUCGCGGGAGGAGCGAGAGGUGCUGGUGCAGAGCUUGCGGGCGAGUCUCGCCGAGCAGGCCGAGGCGCGGGCGUCGCUGGAGAGCGAGGUCGCUCGUCUCACCGCCGCCCUGGCCAAGGAAUCCGAAGAAUCUCAAACGCAGCAUCAGCAGCGCGGGCACGAUCCCAGUGAGCAGCACCUCGAGGAGUUGGCGCGACUCUCGGCUCUGCUCGAUGAUGAGCGCAGCAAGCGCCGGGCCGCUGAGGACGGUCAGGCGAAGGCCGACGAGGAGGCCGACGAGCUGCGCGGGAAGCUCGAAGAGCAGGCCAACGUGCAGGCGUCGCUGCGGGACGAGGUCACUCGGCUGUCGGCCCUGGUCGACGAUCACCAGCAGCGCCUGCGUGUCGCCGCCGCUGAGCAACGGCAGCAGCGAGACGUGGCUACCACCGCCGCUGAUGAGGCCCAGCAGACCGGACAGGAGGAACGCGCACGAAUCGAGCACGAUCUGCGCGAGAAGCUGGAGGAGCGUGAGGUGCUGGCGCAGGGCCUGCGGGCGAGCCUCGCCGAGCAGGCCGAGGCCCGGGAGUCGCUGGAGAGCGAGGUCGCUCGCCUCACCGCCGCCAUGGUCGGCACGCACAGCACGGAGCAGCCGACCGAGGAGCAGCUCACGCCGUCGCUGCAAAGCGAAGUGGUCCGACUGUCAGCGCUGGUCGAGGACGAACAGAGCAAGCGCCGAGCUGCGGAAGCCGAGCGUGACGCCGUAGCCGCGCGUUCGGCCGAACACGAGCGCACGCAGGCCGAAGAGCUGCGCGGGCGGUUCGAGCAGCAGAAGGGCGUCGAGGAGGCGCUGCGGGACGAGGUUGCCCGGCUGUCGGCCGAAGAGCGGCGCCUGCGCCAAGCCGUCGAGGAGGAGGAGCAACAGCAGACCGUCACAGCGAACGCCGACGCUCUGGAGCGCGACGAUCUCACGCGGCUGUCGGCGCAGGUCGAGGAGGAGCGCCAGCGGCGGCAGACGGUCGAAGAGGAGCGCAACGCGGCCGUCGCACGCGCCCGAGAGUUAGAGCAGGCGCGGGAGGAGCGAGAGGUGCUGGCGCAGGGCCUGCGGGCGAGUCUCGCUGAGCAGGCCGAGGCGCGGGCGUCGCUGGAGCGCGAGGUCGCUCGCCUCACCGCUGCCCUGGUAGAGGAAUCCGAAGAGUCUCCGGCGCAGCAGCGGCGCGAGCACGAGCUCCUGCGCGGGAAGCUUGAAGAGCAGAGGAGCGUGCAGGCGUCGCUGCGUGGCGAGGUGGCCCGCCUGUCAGCCCAGCUCGAGGAGCAGGAGGGCCUGCGCCGUGCGGCCGAGGAACAACGUGACGCGGCCGCCGAGGCGCGCACUCGGGUUCAUGAAUUCGGAGAAUCUCUGCGCGAGCGCGACCAGGUCGAGCACGAGCUGCGUGAGCGACUCGACGGGCAGACGCACAUUCAGGCCUCGCUGCGAGUGGAGCUGGCCCGGCUCGCGGCCCUCGUCGAGGAGGAACAGCGGCUGCGGCGAGCGGCCGAAGAACAGCUGCGAAGCGGUGCGGCCCGUGAGGAAUCUGAGGAAUCCAAGGAAUCUGAAGAACGGGCUGCGCGCGCGGAGGAGCGGGCGUGGCUCGUGCGCGAGUACGCGGGCGUGCAGGCCGCCCUGUUCGAGGCCGAGCGUCGGGCGGCCGACGCCGAGGAGCAGCUCCGACGCGUCGAAGCCGAGCUGGCCGACCGAGAUCACCAUCAACCACCGGCGGCGCACCUCUCUGCUGAGGUCCCGGCGGCCAGGGCCCAGAGCGAGCCGGAGCCCCAGGAGCAGCACGCCCGAUCGCAGGCCGGCCGGCACGCGGCGGAGACCGACGACGAAUGGGGCAGCGGCUGGGAUGACUCCGACUGGGACGCCAGCAGCCAGAACGUCGAUGCCGACAGCGACCACCAGGCCAUGGAUGGUGAGACGACGAGGGACGCCGAGCAGCUGCAGCGCGAGAUCGAGGCGCUGAACGCUCGCGUGGCCGAGGCCGAGCGGCAGGAGGAGGCCGAGGAGCGUAACCGGUCAGAGCGACAGGGCCGCGGGGCCGAGCGCGGCGCCCAUCGGCCGUCGGCCGAGCAGCCGGUGGUCGGCGUCGACGAGAGCGAAAGGGAAAGCGAGGAGCUGGAGCGGCUGCGGCGCGAGCGGAAGGCCAACGAAGAGGCGCUGCGCGAGGCCCUUCAGCGCAUCGAUCGCGACGAGGAGCGGGAGGCGGCCGAGGCCGACCUGCGCAGCGCCAGGGCCGAGCUCGAGGCGGCCCAGCGCGAGAAGGAAUUCCUGGAACGCCAGUUCGAGCUGCUGGAUAAGGAGCGCACAGACGACCAACGCCAGGCCACCGCGUCCGAGGAGGAGGUGGAGCGGCUGCGGCAGCGCGUGGAGGCCGGCGAGCGCGAGCAGGCGGCGCUGCGGCAGCAGCUCGAGGAGCUGAACGAAGCCAAGGAGCAGGCGGACAAGGAGAAGGCCUUCCUGGAGGGCCAGCUGGAGCUGGUGGUCAUGCGCGACGAGAUGCACCGCGAGCGCGAGCGGACUGAAGUUGCCGCACCGCCGCACGAGACCGACGAGCAGUUGCGAAGGACCGAAGAGGGGCGCGACCGUGCGGUGGCCAAUGCACAGCGGCUGCACGACGAGCGGGAGACGCUCCAAGCCGAGCUGGAGGCGACACAAAGGGAGAAGGAGUUCCUGGAGCGGCAGCUGGAGCUGGUGGUCAUGCGCGACGAGAUGCACCGCGAGAAGGAGCGCAUUGACGACCAACGCCAGGCCACGGUGGCUGCCGUUCCCACAAGCGAAGCGGAGGAGGUGGAGCGGCUGCGGCAGCGCGUAGAGGCCGGCGAGCGCGAGCAGGUGGCGCUGCGGCAACAGCUCGAGGAGCUGCUCGAAGCCAAGGAGCAGGUCGAGAAGGCCAAGGCGUUCCUGGAGCGGCAGCUGGAGCUGGUGGAGAUGCGCGACGAGAUGCACCGCGAACUCGAGCGGACCGAAGUCGCACCGGCGCCGCAUGACGAUCACGUCGAGCAGCUGCGAAGGGCCGAAGAGGAGCGCGACCGGGCGGUGGCCGACGCACAGCGGCUGCACGACGAGCGCGAGGCUCUCCAGGCCGAGCUGGCGGCGGCGCAACGGGAGAAGGAGUUCCUGGAACAUCAGCUGGAGCUGGUGGUCAUGCGCGACGAGAUGCACCGCGAGAAGGAGCGCCUCGACGACCAACGCCAGGCCACUAUUGCUGCUGCCGCCGUUCCCACAAGCGAAGCGGAGGAGGUGGAGCGGCUGCGGCAGCGCGUUGAGCAUGGCGAGCGCGAGCAGGCGGCGCUGCGGGAACAGCUCCAGCAGCUCGCCGAAGCCAAGGAGCAGGCGGACAAGGCCAACGAGUUCCUGGAACGGCAGCUGGAGCUGGUGGAGAUGCGCGACGAGAUGCACCGCGAAAAGGAGCGCAUUGACGACCAACGCCAGGCCACUGCGGCGGCCGCAGCGACUGAGGAGGCCGCAGCGACUGAGGAGGAGGAAGGAGAGAUGGAGCGGCUGUGGCAGCGCGUGGAGGCCGGCGAGCGCGAGCAGGCGGCGCUUCUGGGACAGUUGGAAGUGCUCGAACGAGCGAAGGAGGAGCGCGAUAGAGCGGUGGCCGAGGCGCAGCAGCUGCGCGACGAGCGGGCCGAGCUGGAGCAGGUGAAGGAGUUCGUGGAGCGGCAGUGCGAGCUGAUGGCGAGCCGGGAGGACCUGCACCGGGAGCGCAUGGAGGAGCUCGAGGCCGAGCUCAAGCACGCCAACGUCCCUGCCCACGCUCUGGAAUUCGAGGAACGCAUGGCACAGUUGCGGGCCGAGGCCGAUCAGCGGGCGAGGGAGCUCGAGGAGGCGCAGGGCGAGCUGCAGCGCCGGCUGGCGGAGGAAUCUCAAGCACGCGCGACGGAGAGGGAGGAGCUCGAGCGGAGCGUGGAGCAGCUGAGGUGCCGGGUUCAGGAGAGUGAGGUCGAGGCCGCGCGGCUCAGGGCCGAGGCCAAGCACCAGACGGGCGAAGGCGAGGCCGACGAGGCCGAACGACGGCAGCGGCAGAACCAACUGCGGCAGUGCGUGGAGGCCGGCGAGCGCGAGCAGACGGCGCUGAGAGAGCAGCUCAACGGGUCCAAGGAACAGGCGGAGAAGGAGCAGGCGGCGCUGAGGGAGCAGCUGGAGGAGCUGAACGAAGCCAAGCAGCAGGUCGAGAAGGAGAAGGCGUUCCUGGAGGGCCAACUGGAGCUGGUGGUCAUACGCGACGAGAUGCACCGCGAGCGCGAGCGGACCGAAGUCGCUGCGCCGCCACACGAGCACCAGUACCAGGAGCAGCUGCUUGCGUCGAUCGAGGAACAGCGGCGAAAGGCCGAAGAGGAGCGCGACCAGGCGGUGGCCGACGCAAAGCGGCUGCACGACGAGCGGGAGGCCCUCCAGGCCGAGCUGGCGGCGGAGCAGCGGGAGAAGGAGUUCCUGGAGCGGCAGCUGGAGCUGGUGGAGAUGCGCGACGAGAUGCACCGCGAGAAGGAGCGCAUUGACGACCAACGCCAGGCCACGGUGGCCGCUGCUGCUGCGGCCCAGGACGACGACGAGGAAGAGGUGGAGCGGCUGCGGCAGCGCGUGGAGGCCGGCGAGCGCGAGCAGCUCGAGGAGCUGCGCGAAGCCAAGGAGCAGGCGGACAAGGCCAACGAGUUCCUGGAGCGGCAGCUGGAGCUGGUGGAGAUGCGCGACGAGAUGCACCGCGAACGCGAGCGGGCGGAGAUUGCGGCCGAGCCCCAGCACGAGCAGCGGCUUGGCGCGCAGGACGGGCCAAGGAGGAGCGCCACAGGGCCUUAG